GGACAAUAAACCAGUGGCCGAGAGCAUCCAAAGACGGAAAGGCCGGAGUAAAACCAGCAGCCCAUCUCAUGAUGACGGUGCAAGAUCUGACGGGGAUCCACCAAAUCUACGGUAAGCAGUACACCAUUGGUAACUGGAUCCACAAUGAUGACCUGGCGUUUACCUACCACACCACCUACAGACACGGCCGAAUUGUUAUACCUGAGGAUGGUUUUUACUUUGUGUACAGCCAAAUCUCUUUCAUGGAAGUCUUCGACGUUCAGCACAAUGACGGCUACGGCAGUCGAGGCAGCUCCGAGUUUCCCAGCUUGUCUCAUUAUUUAUACAGGUACAACAUCCAGUAUCACAACGGAGGCGAGGAGAAGCUGGCUCAAAACUCCAUCACCAAAUGCUGGGGUCAGAGCAAAACCUUCGGGGAGUACACAAGCAACCUGGGAGCCGUUUUCUACCUGAGGACUGCCGAUGAGAUCUUCAUUAAAGUCUCCAAUAUCAGCAUGGUGGCUACUGACCCGAAGCUCAGCUACUUUGGGCUGUUCCGGAUAUAA
Messenger RNA from Candidula unifasciata, 545 nucleotides. Lineage: Eukaryota; Metazoa; Mollusca; Gastropoda; Stylommatophora; Geomitridae. The record is from the annotation of a GenBank genome assembly.